CUGCGGGCGGGGACGCGGCCCGCGCAGUUGGCGAAGUUGGGCGGAACAUGGCGGAGGAGCCCGGGGCGCGCAGGAGCGCGCGGCGGCGCCCGGAGUCCCAGGGGCUGUAGCCGCUGCAGUCGCUUCGCCGCCGGCUCCGCGGGGCGAGGUCGCCGCAAUGGCGCGCUGGAUCCCGACCAAGAGGCAGAAGUACGGGGUUGUGAUCUAUAACUACAGUGCUUCUCAAGAUGUGGAGCUCUCCCUGCAGAUUGGUGACACGGUGCACAUCCUGGAGAUGUACGAAGGUUGGUACAGAGGAUAUUCCCUCCAGAAUAAAUCCAAAAAGGGCAUUUUCCCCGAAACAUACAUCCAUUUGAAAGAGGCCACUGUGGAAGACCGAGGGCAGCAUGAGACGGUGAUUCCUGGCGAGCUCCCGCUGGUGCAGGAGCUCACAUGCACUCUUCGAGAAUGGGCGGUCAUCUGGCGCAAGCUCUACGUGAACAACAAGGUCGCGCUCUUCCGCCAGCUGCAGCAGAUGACCUACAGCCUGGUUGAGUGGCGCUCCCAGAUCCUGUCCGGAACGCUGCCCAAGGAUGAGCUGGCGGAGCUCAAGAAGAAAGUGACAGCCAAAAUCGACCAUGGGAACAGAAUGCUCGGGUUAGAUCUGGUAGUGCGAGAUGACAAUGGGAACAUCUUAGACCCAGAUGAGACCAGCACCAUCGCCCUCUUUAAGGCUCAUGAAGUGGCCUCCAAAAGGAUUGAGGAAAAGAUCCAAGAAGAAAAGUCCCUUCUGCAGAACCUUGACCUGCGGACCCAGGCCAUCUUCAGUGGCGCGCACACCUAUGGCCUCUACGUGAACUUCAAGAACUUUGUCUGCAAUAUUGGGGAGGACGCAGAGCUGUUCAUGGCCCUCUAUGACCCAGACCAGUCCACUUUCAUCAGCGAGAACUAUCUGAUCCGCUGGGGCAGCAAUGGGAUGCCCAAGGAGAUAGAGAAGCUCAAUAACCUGCAAGCCGUGUUCACUGACCUCAGCAGCACGGACCUCAUCCGGCCCCGCAUCAGCCUCGUGUGCCAGAUUGUCCGCGUGGGCCGCAUGGAGCUGAAGGAGGGCAGGAAGCACACCUGCGGGCUCCGGAGACCUUUCGGAGUUGCAGUAGCUGGGGUUACAGAUGUAGCACACAGCAGUGCGCACACUUUUUCUCUUCACUUCUCCUUUCCUCUUCCCAGAAUUGCAAUGGAGACCUACAUCCGGCAGAGACAGCUCCUCAUGGCGCCCCUGAUAACAUCGAAUGUGAUUGGAGAAAAUGAGCCACUCACGUCAGUCUUGAAUAAAGUGAUAGCAACAAAGGAAGUGAAUCACAAAGGACAAGGGCUUUGGGUGUCCUUGAAGCUACUGCCUGGUGACCUCACGCAAGUUCAGAAGAAUUUUUCGCACUUGAUUGACAGAUCAACAGCAAUAGCUCGAAAAAUGGGCUUUCCUGAAAUCAUACUGCCAGGGGACGUUCGGAAUGACAUUUAUGUCACCCUGAUCCAUGGCGAGUUUGACAAAGGGAAGAAGAAGACUCCCAAGAAUGUGGAGGUCACCAUGUCUGUGUUUGAUGAGGACGGCAACCUCUUGGAGAAAGCCAUUCACCCUGGUGCCGGCUACGAGGGCCUGUCCGAGUACAAAUCAGUUGUCUACUACCAAGUCAAGCAGCCCUGUUGGUAUGAGACCAUCAAGGUGUUCAUUGCAAUAGAGGACGUCACUCGUUGCCACAUACGAUUUACCUUCCGACACAGGUCAUCUCAGGAAUCCAGAGAUAAAUCAGAGCGACCUUUUGGGGUGGCCUUUGUGAAACUGAUGAACCCUGACGGAACCACGCUACGGGACGGGAGGCACGACCUGGUGGUGUAUAAGGGUGACAACAAGAAAAUGGAAGAUGCUAAAUUCUACCUGACGCUGCCAGGGACCAAGAUGGAGAUGGAAGAAAAGGAGCUCCAGGCAUCCAAGAGCCAGGCCACCUUUACCCCCAGCAAGGACAGCACGAAGGACAGUUUCCAGAUCGCCACCCUCAUUUGUUCCACGAAGCUCACCCAGAAUGUGGACCUCUUGGGAUUGUUAAAUUGGCGUUCCAACUCCCAGAACAUUAAACACAACCUGAAGAAGCUCAUGGAGGUGGAUGGAGGGGAGAUUGUAAAGUUUCUGCAAGAUACACUUGAUGCACUUUUUAAUAUCAUGAUGGAAAUGUCAGACAACUCAACGUACGACUUCCUUGUGUUCGAUGCCUUGGUAUUUAUUAUUUCACUGAUAGGAGACAUCAAGUUCCAGCAUUUCAAUCCUGUUCUUGAAACUUACAUUUACAAGCACUUCAGUGCCACUUUGGCGUAUGUGAAACUCUCCAAGGUACUGAACUUUUAUGUGGCUAAUGCGGAUGACUCCACUAAGACAGAGCUGCUUUUUGCUGCUUUGAAAGCCUUGAAGUACUUGUUCCGGUUCAUCAUCCAGUCUCGAGUGCUGUACCUGAGAUUUUAUGGCCAGAGUGAAGAUGGAGAUGAAUUCAAUAACUCCAUCCGCCAGUUGUUUCUCUCCUUCAACAUGUUGAUGGACAGGCCCCUGGAGGAAGCUGUCAAGAUCAAGGGGGCAGCUUUGAAGUACCUCCCCAGCAUAAUUAACGAUGUCAAACUCGUGUUCGAUCCCGUUGAGCUCAGCGUGCUCUUCUGCAAGUUCAUCCAGAGCAUCCCAGACAAUCAGUUAGUGCGGCAGAAGCUUAGCUGCAUGACCAAGAUAGUAGAGAGCAGCCUUUUCCAGCAGUCGGAGUGCAGAGAGGUGCUGCUGCCACUGCUCACAGACCAGCUCAGCGGUCAGCUGGACGACCACUCGAGCAAGCCUGACCAUGAGGCCAGCUCGCAGCUUCUCAGCAGCAUCCUGGAGGUGCUGGACAGGAAGGAUGUGGGCCCCACGGCAGCGCACAUCCAGCUGAUCAUGGAGCGACUGCUAAGAAGGAUCAACCGCACGGUGAUAGGGAUGAGCCGGCAGUCCCCCCACAUUGGCAGCUUUGUGGCCUGCAUGAUUGCUGUCCUGCGGCAGAUGGACGACAGCCACUACAGCCACUACAUCAGCACUUUCAAGACCAGGCAGGAUGUCAUCGACUUCCUCAUGGAGACAUUUAUCAUGUUUAAGGAUCUGAUUGGGAAGAACGUCUACGCCAAAGACUGGAUGGUCAUGAACAUGACGCAGAGCAGGGUUUUUCUCCGUGCCGUCAACCAGUUUGCUGAGGUUCUCACAAGAUCCUUCAUGGACCAGGCAAGCUUUGAACUUCAGCUCUGGAACAAUUACUUCCAUUUGGCAGUAGCAUUUCUCACCCAUGAGUCCCUUCAGCUCGAAACCUUCUCCCAAGCCAAACGCAACAAAAUUGUGAAAAAAUACGGGGACAUGAGAAAGGAAAUCGGCUUUAGGAUCCGGGACAUGUGGUAUAACCUGGGUCCCCACAAAAUCAAGUUCAUCCCAUCCAUGGUGGGUCCUAUUCUGGAGGUCACUCUGACCCCAGAAGUAGAGCUCCGGAAAGCCACCAUCCCCAUUUUCUUUGACAUGAUGCAGUGUGAGUUCAAUUUCAGUGGAAAUGGCAACUUCCAUAUGUUUGAAAAUGAGUUGAUCACAAAGCUGGACCAGGAGGUGGAAGGAGGCCGAGGAGAUGAGCAGUACAAGGUUCUUCUGGAGAAGCUGCUUCUAGAACAUUGCCGGAAACAUAAGUACCUCUCUGGCUCCGGGGAAGUCUUUGCCUUCCUGGUCAGCAGCCUCUUGGAGCACCUGUUGGACUACAGAACCAUCAUCAUGCAGGACGAGAGCAAAGAGAACCGCAUGAGCUGCACCGUGAAUGUGCUGAAUUUUUAUAAAGAAAAGAAGCGAGAAGACAUAUACAUCAGGUACCUGUACAAGCUUCGAGAUCUGCACCGAGACUGCGAGAACUACACGGAAGCUGCCUAUACUCUUCUCUUACAUGCAGAGCUUCUGCAGUGGUCCGACAAGCCCUGUAUGCCCCAUUUGCUUCAGAGGGACACGUACUAUGUUUACACCCAGCAAGAGCUGAAAGAGAAAUUAUACCAAGAAAUCAUAUCAUAUUUUGACAAAGGCAAAAUGUGGGAGAAGGCCAUCAAACUGAGCAAGGAGCUGGCUGAGACCUACGAGAGCAAGGUAUUCGACUACGAGGGCCUCGGCAGCCUGCUGAAAAAAAGAGCCUCAUUUUAUGAGAACAUCAUUAAGGCCAUGAGGCCUCAGCCAGAAUACUUCGCCGUGGGAUACUAUGGACAGGGCUUUCCUUCUUUCCUGCGGAAUAAAAUCUUCAUCUACCGGGGAAAGGAGUAUGAACGGCGAGAGGACUUCAGCCUGCGGUUGCUGACUCAGUUCCCCAGUGCCGAGAAGAUGACCAGUACCACACCCCCUGGGGAAGACAUCAAGACGUCCCCGAAGCAGUACCUGCAGUGCUUCACUGUGAAGCCCGUGAUGAGCCUGCCCCCCAGCUACAAGGACAAGCCAGUGCCCGAGCAGAUCUUGAACUACUACAGGGCCAACGAAGUGCAGCAGUUCAGCUACUCCCGGCCAUUCCGGAAGGGAGAAAAGGAUCCAGACAACGAAUUUGCUAACAUGUGGAUUGAACGGACCAUGUUUACGACGGCCUAUAGCUUUCCUGGGAUUCUCAAGUGGUUCGAAGUCAAACAGAUUUCAACAGAGGAGAUCAGCCCUUUGGAGAAUGCCAUCGAGACCAUGGAGCUGACCAAUGAGCGCAUCAGCAACUGCGUGCAACAGCACGCCUGGGACCGUUCCCUGUCCGUGCAUCCCCUCUCCAUGCUGCUCAGCGGCAUUGUGGACCCAGCUGUCAUGGGGGGGUUCUCCAACUACGAAAAGGCUUUCUUUACAGAAAAGUAUCUACAAGAGCAUCCCGAGGACCAAGAGAAGGUGGAGCUACUGAAGAGGCUGAUAGCCUUACAGAUGCCUCUGCUCACGGAAGGGAUCCGAAUCCACGGGGAGAAGCUGACCGAGCAGCUCAGGCCCCUACAUGACCGCUUGUCUCUGUGCUUCCGGGAACUCAAGGAGAAAGUAGAAAAGCUCUACGGGGUCAUCACAUUGCCGCCCAACUUUCCCGAGAAGAAGCAGAGCAGCACAGGGUCCCUGGUGCUGCCCUACAUCAUGUCCUCUACGCUGCGGAGGUUGUCCGUGACCUCGGUGACUUCCUCGGUGGCUUCCACCUCCUCCAACUCGUCUGACAAUGCUCCUUCUAGGCCAGGGUCUGAUGGGUCAGUCUUGGAGACGCUUUUUGAGCGCAGGGCUUCAUCUGGUGCUAGAGUUGAGGACCUGGCCCUCAGAGAUGACAGUGAGACCCGGACUGCCAAGUUCAAGAGGAAAGACUGGAGUCUGAGCAAGUCCCAGGUCAUUUCGGAAAAGGCUGCAGACCCCGAUCUGAUGAGCCCAGCCAGAAAAACACAAAGGCCGAAGAGUCUCCAGCUAGUCGACAGCCGGUUAACACCCUUCCACAGCUCUUCACCACCUCAGGCCACCACUCCCUUGAGCCCGCCACCGCUUACUCCGAAAGCGACCAGGACCCUCAGCUCUCCAUCUUUGCAGACAGAUGGGCUGGUCACGUCUGUCCCACCUCCACCUCCUCCAAAAAGCAAGCCCUACGAGAGCAGCCAGCGGAACUCCACCGAGAUCGCACCCCCCCUGCCUGUCCGCAGAGAAGCCAAAGCCCCACCCCCACCACCUCCAAAGACCCGGAAGUCAAGCAUCCUCUCCUCUGAGCCUGGAUCCCAAUGAGAACUUUGCUCUCGCCCUAUAACUCUGAGUGCCUUGGACAGCCGUAGACCAAACCCCACGUCCUGGGAGCGCAUCCUCAGGACCCGGGUUCUCUGCCAGCUGCCUUUCCUGACAUGGGGUGUUUACCAGCUCAGAAUUGGGCUUGUUCUUCUGGAAGCUUUUUUUCAUGAAUGUCUGGGUCUGUGUGCAUCUGCUCCAGCCCACAUGCAUUUCACAACUGGCCAUGGCCCCUGACUGUCUUUCAGCCCCUGUUGCAGUCACUGGCACCUGCAGAGGUCCGGACCCAUUCUUGUGCAGCCCCAGUAACUGACUCCGGGAUGGACUCCGUCCUUUGCAUCUGAAAUGCUGCACUUGAGACUUCCCUCCUCAUCCUUAGCCCAUCCAGCCUCUUGGAAGAGAUGGAUCCCAAGUACAUUUGAGGAGCCCACAUGCGCCUUUCUUUCCUGUCUACUACAUCUCUUUCGAAGCAAAAAUGUGUAUUUAAUGGAGCUCAGCUGCUUUCUGGUAUGAAUAGCAGUUACCACUGAAAAAUGAUGGGACUUGAACUCAGCCACACUCCCACCCAAGGCCCGCACUGCCCCGAAGUCCCCGGCUAUGCGAGACCCAGGAGUCCACGGCUAACAGCGUUCUGUCCAGAUCCCAUUCGGAUGACUCAGCAGCCUCUGUCUGCAGCCUGAUUUUACCCUGGAGAAUACAGUGCAAUAUUUCCCAUUGAUUAUUUAUUCCUUUUGAUCAUGGAUUUAAUUGGAUUGCUUGCUAAUGGCAGUAAUGGCAGUACUCCUCUCAGAAGAGUAAGUGGAAUGUUUUGGAUGACCAAGUAUUGCAUAUUGUGAGUAACUGCAUGAAGUUAAAGAUGUUUUAAGCUAGAAGUACUUUAAAGGUCAUGGGGGAGAGGAUUUUUUUUUUUCUUUUAAAGGCCUCUGUUUUGUAGAUAAGGAAAUAGAGGCUGCACAGGGAAAGUAGUAGUACAGAUUCUUACUAAAAGCUCGACUUGCUAACUUGGGCUGCACCCAGGUAACACAUAGAAGACAUCUCUGACAGCCCCUUUAAUGCUGGCCCUAGUUGAAACAACACUGGGAAAGCCCUGGGUAUCUCUAUACUGCUUAGGUGUUGAUGGCCAAGGUCCGAGUAGGGGCCUCCAGCAGUCUCCCUGCCCCCGCCCGAGGUCAGGAGAACAGAGGUUUCAGCUUUGAGGCUCUGCGCCUGCCUUCCUGCCUGCGUGCCUUGCUUCUCCCCCACCUUGUUAGGAGCCACACACCAGUUCAUCCGAAGAGUGGAGGAGGCGAGAACCCCCGAGCCAGGCCCCGCACAGCGCUCCUAGAAGGAGUAUUCAGAAGUGGCCCUAGAAUCCUUACUUUUUUGCUCCAGCCAGGAAAACCUACAGUGUGAUAGGCGGGGGAGUGUCACACAGAAACCUUGAUUCCUGCUUCUAAUUAAACCCGUUUGGCUUCAAAUCCCAGCCACGUCACCUAUUAACUUUGCAACUGCUCUCGAAGCAUCCUCUUAAGUUCUCUGAGCUUUCCUUCUCUCACUUUUUCAAAAUGGGGCCAGUCAGUACCUUGCAUUCGGCCGUUGUGGUGUCCCCUGGGACGGGCUGUGUGAACCAGGAGCCCUCACACUGCCGCCCUUUCCUUCUCUGCUAGGCCUGAGUGAGAUCCAGAGCUCUCUAAGGCCGCUGCCAAUGCUCUUUUUACUUUUUACUUCAGGUGAUUUGGGAUGUGAGUAGGGGUUAGUUCUGGACGUACAGUUCUCCUCGAAUACACUUUUACACAGUUAUUUAUAACAGAGAGAGUGCUAAUAGGAAUUGGAGAGGAUUUUAAGUGGAAGGAAUUAAGCCCUGCAGAGAAAGAUUAAGAAGGUCUCCCUGGUGCCCAGGACUACUUCUGAAAAGUCACUUAACAGGCUGCCCAGAGGGAUUUAUCUCACCCUACUUGUCAGACUGUCAUUACAAUAGAAAAGUAGAAAUUCAACAAAGAAAAAUCCCAAACCUCCCGCCUGUGGUCCCAGCACAGUGUAAGCGAGUAGUCUGGCCUGAGAUGGCAGGAGAUGGGGAGUGAAGGCCGUAGGUGCCUGGCUGUAUUCCUUUUGCAAUAGAAUAUAUUUUUUCUAUGGUUCCCUUAACACAUUAAUGAAAAUAAUAGCUGUCAACAGUCUGAACAUAAGAAACUCCAGGUAGUGUUUUGGGUAAUAGAUUACAGAGGACACGGAGAGAUUCAUGUCACUGGGAGGUGGUACUGUGGGAAUCACGCUUGAUACAAAUCUGUAUAGAAUAUCUGUCCUGAAGCCAAGAGGAGCCUGCCAAGAAGCUUGUUAUGGUCCCAUUAGAUAUAGUAGAUGAUGAGAAGGAGGAAGAAAAGGGUUUGUAUUUUCCUUGCUGAAGUCUCUGGAAUAUUGAAAGACAUUGAAAUUAUCUCCCAGAUUGCUAGAUCCUUUGUGAAUAUUGGUUUCUGGUUGGUUGGUUUGUGGUGGUGGUUUAUUCUUCUUUACUUUUCUUCCCUCCCUCCCUGUGACCUGAUGACUUGUCUGUCUUUGGGAUAUUUUUUCAAUUCUUCCAUUGAACACAUAGAUGAAGUUCUUACUGGAGGUUAAGUACCAGACCUCGUACUAGCCCUUCAGGACGUGGUGGGGGCAUAGCGCGAGAAGCCCAGCGUUCAAAGACACCGCUGUACUAAGAGAUUGCGGAGGUAGGGCCGUAGAUGACAGUGACUCCAGAGUCAGUCAUUUCCUCCACAGGGAGAUCCACCAAUGCCACAGCCACACUGCCUGUCCAUCAGAUAAAGCAGGCAGUGGGUAGGCUUGAGAUAACCUGCAUUUGCUGGCUCUUCCCCAAAUGCAAGUGUCUUUCCCCUCUAGGUGCCUCCAGAUAGGGUGUGGCUUAUUUUAAAAUCCAGACAGAAUUUAUAUCAAGGGCUCAUACUGUGGGAGUGCAUGUGGGUGGAUCUUCAGUUUGUGGACACCUGUGUCACCACCUCUCAGACAGAGACAGCUUUUUCCAGCAGCACAGAAGGUGCCCAUGUGACCAUGGCACUGUUGCGUGAAAGCGUUUAGGAAGUCCUUCCAAGUCUGUGCCUUCCUCCCUGAUGCUUCUCAGGUAUUGCGAACAGGGGAGAAAAAAAUGCUACCACCAACACAACUUAAGUCUAUAAAGAUUUUGUAACAAGUAACUUCUUCAGCCCCCUGGGAACCGGUUUCCUUAACCUUGCUGCAUGAUUAUUUCUUUAAUUCCUUCACUCCUUGCUGCUUGUAAGCAAACCAAAAGAAAAGGCGAGUCAGAAAGAAAACUGUACAAGGGCUUUCAGUUUGUGAACUGGAAUCUCCAUUUUUUAAAUCCCAGAUUGGUGCUCUGAGCCUCCUGUACCUUGACGAUUAAGAUCAGAAAAUUUGUGAAUGUAUAAUAAUGAACCUAGCACGUUUUUUUUUUACAAUCUUGACACAAAUUACUGUAAUUGUCUGCAGCAGCCUAUAAACAGUGGCAUUUGGACUACAGCGUCCUCAGCUUUCACCAGCCGGGCCCACUGUGCUUAGACUUCCAGUCUAGGCAUUCUGAUAACCACACCUUCCUUCCCUGUGUGACUUGGGAAGAUCAGACUGAUGUCUUCCUUGGAAACUCCCUUCUGCUAAAAGUCUGUUGUUUAAAAUUAGAAACAGUGGUGCCUCUCAGGGGGGCCCAGAGUUGCGCUAUCAAUUUUAGUCUCUGGAAGGAACAAGUCUUCCCACAGGGUAAAGGCCCGGUGCUGGUCCCUCAGAGCCUCCCAGAGCCCUUCUGUCACACAACCUACUCAGUCAUCUCUUGGAAGAUGAAUGACUCGCUCAUCCAGCCUUUGUCCAAAAAUGCCUUGAUUUUGUAACUAGUUGGAUUUCAAACAUGGACAGUUAGGAAGAUGUGCAUUGAAGUAGAAGAGUUUUAUUCAGAUUUGCUGUUAUUUAUUGUUUAAAUUAAAAACGGAACUGUGUUUUAAAAUCUACUAUGUGUUUAGUUUGUUAUUCCUGUUAUAUUAGUGAACUAUGAACCUUAGAAUUCUGCCUCACUGAUAGCUCCCUCAAGACCUGUCACACCCAGGGGCCCUCCGGCUCACUUCAUUUCCCGUCUUGCUGGUUGAAACUUGCACCGUGGGGGCCUGAGUGCUCACCUUUGCCUGCAAAGCCCUUGGCUCUCUCUCCCCUCCUGUCAGUCUUGCCUUGGGUGUCUGAGCUUGCAGCUUUCUGAGAACAGCUUAUUUAAUGGAUGCGCUCUAUUUCUUUCCUCACUCACUGUAACUCUUUAGGCUGAGAUAAGAAAGAUAUAAGAAGUUAGUAUCUAAUAAUAUAGAGGGAACAGGAGCUGGUCCCAACCUAGGUUGACAUUAAUGUCACCUGGGGAGAGAGCACAUCCUAAGCUCGUCCUAUCAUAAGUUCUAAAAGGACAGUAUUGCCAAAUAUCAUAGUUCUUGCACACCCCCUCCUUUAUUUCAAUGUUAGGCCAAAGCUGAGAAAUCACUACCUUGGAGAAAGCUCAGCUUUGGAAAAUUUACUUUUAUUUUUCUAGUACCAGGGAUUGAACCCAGGACCUUGCGCUUGUCAGGCAGGUACUAAUGUCACUGAGCUAUCUCCUUGGCCCCAACAACUUUGGAAAAUUGGUAGCAUCAGUGUGUUUAGUAGAAUCCCUGAUGGAAUGGGUCAGGUUGGAGGAGGGUGGUGUCUGUCUGUGUUCACAGCGUUGCCGUGGCCCAGGCUUCUGUGCAAGUGUGUGUGUGGCGGGGGGGUUGAACAGAGUGUCCUGGUGUGUUAAUUCAUCUGCAAGGUAUUAGCUUUUAGAAGCAAUAAUUGUGUGUGUGUGUGUGUGUGUGUGUGUGUGUGUGUGUGGCGCCCAAACAACUGGUUAACUGAAAGUGACUUGGGCCCUGAAUGAAUCCAUAUCAUAGGCCUGGGGAACCUUCUGGGGUCCAGGAUCCCCCUUGAGCAGCUCUCCCUCAGAGCUGCUUCCUGUGUCAGGGUCUCUAAGUGCUGAGCUCAGGCAGGGCUUCUCAGUUUUUCUCUAGACUCCUCCUAGGAUGCUGAAACUUUUGCUGAGAUGAUGUUUUCAAGCCAUUCUUUGUGCUGCAGGAUCACGUAAAGCCGUCCCCACUGAAGAACUGAUCUCAUGGAAUGCAUCAGUUGAUGUGUUUCCCUGUCCUUUACCUUCAGAGCCUGCACGCUCCUCCUCUCUCCCCAUUUUGGUCACAAUGCCAAGUGAGUUUAGAUUCAGGGAAGUGUUUAACUUCUUAGUAAAGGCCCCCUUUUCUCUGAUCGCCUUCUCCUUGGUUGUUGGGGUCACCUGGAAAUCAAGUAUGCCCCCCACACUUACCUGUGUAAGUUACAAACCAUCAGAUGCCGUAACAAGCCUGUGCCAGGCAUUAGGGUGCCUGCUGAGCAACUUCUCAAUCCAAUUCGGGGAAGCCUGGCUCCAAGGCAAUUGCUGCAGAUGCAGGGCCUGACCUGAUGCUCCAAGAGGGAUGUGUAAAUUAAGUGGAUGUGUUGUCUUCCUAAAAAUAUGUUCAUUAAUGUAAAGACUGUAAAUUAUAUUGUUUUUAUAAAAAUAAAUGAUUACUGAGUGGCAAAUGAAA
Messenger RNA from Octodon degus (degu), 11349 nucleotides. It is a transcript of the gene Dock5, whose product is annotated as dedicator of cytokinesis 5. Gene Ontology annotation, cellular component: cytoplasm; plasma membrane. Lineage: Eukaryota; Metazoa; Chordata; Mammalia; Rodentia; Octodontidae. The coding region runs from base 158 to 5767 and encodes 1869 amino acids. Gene Ontology annotation, biological process: small GTPase-mediated signal transduction; cell migration. The record is from RefSeq and is a predicted model, not a curated record. The transcript is spliced from 52 exons. Gene Ontology annotation, molecular function: guanyl-nucleotide exchange factor activity; GTPase activator activity; small GTPase binding.